UCCCCCUUUUACAGACGAAGGAACUGAGGCCCAGAGAAGUGAAGUGACUUGUGAAGGUCACACAAGCUGAAAAGUGGAGGAGUCGGCAUUAGAACCCACAACCUCUGACUCCCAAGCCCGGGCUCUUGCCAUGCUGCUUCUCACGCUGCUGUUUUUGCAGUGUCUCCCCUAGUCUCUGAACUAUAGUAGGGUUGCUUCUACUCUUUGGGCUCUUGUAGGGUGGCCCCCAGACUCUAGGUUUCGGUAGGGUCUCCCAGGAUCCCUGUGGUUUUAUAAGGUCUCCCUGAGUCCCCGAGUUAUUGUAGAGCCUCCCCAAGGUCCUCGGUUACUUUGCCAGGGCGGAUCUCUCAUCUGGGCAGCCGGAUCGUGAGGGCACAGAGCUGAGCGGCUGUCAAGUCCGUGGCCCCCAACGUCCCCCCAGCACCUCCAGCCUCAGGGAGGAUGAACAUCCUGGCACCGGUGCGGAGGGACCGCGUCCUGGCGGGGCUGCCCCAGUGCUUGCGGCAGGAGGCCGCCCUGCACACCCAUGGAGACUUCCACCCUCGCGUCAGCAAUGCCUGCCAGGAGCAGAGAACGGGCACCGUGGGCAGGUUUAAGAUCUCCAAAGUCAUUGUGGUGGGGGACCUGUCUGUGGGGAAGACCUGCCUGAUAAACAGGUUCUGCAAGGACACCUUUGACAAGAAUUACAAGGCCACCAUCGGGGUGGACUUUGAAAUGGAGAGAUUUGAGGUGUUGGGCGUCCCUUUCAGCCUGCAGCUCUGGGACACUGCAGGACAGGAGCGCUUCAAGUGCAUUGCGUCCACCUACUACCGCGGGGCCCAAGCCAUCGUCAUUGUGUUUGAUGUGAACAACGUUGCCUCCCUGGAACACACCAAGCAAUGGCUGGCCGAUGCGCUGAAGGAGAACGAUUCCUCCAACGUGCUGCUUUUCCUCGUGGGCUCCAAGAAGGACCUGAGUACACCGGCUCAGUAUGGGCUCGUCGAGAAGGAUGCUCUCCGCGUGGCCCGGGAGAUGAAAGCAGAAUACUGGGCUGUCUCCUCUCUCUCUGGGGAGAACGUGCGCGAGUUUUUCUUCCGCGUGGCGGCCCUGACCUUUGAGGCCAACGUCCUGGCGGAGCUGGAGAGGAGCAGUGCCCGGCGCAUCGGGGAGGUCAUCCGAAUCAACAGCAAUGACAGGGAUCUGUAUCAGACGACCGGCAAGAAGAAAGUCAAGUGUUGCCAGUGAACAACAGCAGGUUCCCAGGAUUCCCUCAGGGCCCGGACCAAGCCCGGGUGGAGUUCUGCCAUGGCCUCGGCCCUGCCCCCACUAACCACCCUCAAGCCUCCAGAGCCUGGUUGGACUUGGGUCAGCACAAAGCCAUCCCGACCAGGUCGGGGAAGAAUCUGGGUGGACUCUCAGGCCCCUGCAUUUCCCCACUUGGAAUUGAAAUGAGCCGGGCCCAGUUGGGAAAACUUGGAACGACCCUAUUGGGGGUGGGCGCUCUGGAGCCUGGCAGCUGACCCAAGGGCUUCGGGGUCCUCAAGACAACUUUGUGUAUCCAACACCCCCAGAGGUGAACUCCGCUCAGUUCCGGCGUGGCCCCCAAUCGCUUCCAGUUUGACUGUGCCCCGGUUGCCUCACCAACUCACGGUUGGCAUGGGCUGGCAUGAGCAGCAUCCAGUGCCAGACUGGACUGGGCAGAGGCGGCUUUCCUAGCAAGCCCAGAGCUCUAAGGCCGGAGCCAGGGUGCCUGCCCCAGGCUGGACGGACCAAUAUUUGCACUGUACUUUUUUGCAGACCAAAGAGCUGACCCUUCUGCCAGGGGAAGGCACCUGCUGGGCAUUGACACUGCCAUGGCAUCAAUCCUCCUUCUCUGCCCCCACGCCCCCCCCAGGGUACAGCUCAGCAGGCCAAACUGUGGUGCUGGAGGGAUCGCUGAGCAUGACUGAAUCCCCAGGAACUGCCCCAGACACCACCCUCCCCCUGCCCCUCUCUCAUGAAAUAAAAUCGCGUUUGUAUUUGG
This is a messenger RNA of Ornithorhynchus anatinus (platypus), 2002 nucleotides long. RefSeq names its product RAB34, member RAS oncogene family (gene RAB34). The transcript has 10 exons. Lineage: Eukaryota; Metazoa; Chordata; Mammalia; Monotremata; Ornithorhynchidae. The record is from RefSeq and is a predicted model, not a curated record. Bases 442 to 1224 code for a protein of 260 amino acids. Gene Ontology annotation, molecular function: GTP binding; GTPase activity. Gene Ontology annotation, biological process: phagosome-lysosome fusion; endocytosis.